GAAGUCCGCAGAACUGAAGCGCGUUCUUCCCAGCAUAACUCGGACGGUUUUUGAAUGGCAUUGACUGACGUCACGAAGCGCGGUGUGCAGGCAAGACUGUUUAAAGCGGUGAGACUCGGGGAUGGUUUUCACACGAGUCACACGAGACGCAUUGGUCGAACUGUCCACGUUAUCACGGCGUAGAGCGCUGCCAAAUACCACGAUUGCAAAGUUUAAAAAGAAAAAAAUAACCUGUCGCGCUGAUAUAGUAGUGGAUACAAUGAUACGCAGUUCUUUCUCGAGAGCGGCAGGGAUGGUAAGCGCUUACAGAGUUUUGUUCACCUUGCUGCUGGUGGUAGUUCAUUGCGGGGGGACAGCGCAGACGGGCGCUCGUCACGGCGACUGCCCGUCCCGCUGUCACUGUGAAGAGGACGGCAUGCUUCUGCGAGUCGACUGCUCGGACCUCGGCCUGACGGCUCUUCCAGCAAACCUUAGCGUCUUUACUUCAUAUCUCGACCUCAGCAUGAACAACCUCACCCUCCUGCCCGCCAGCGCCCUCUCCAACCUCCACUUCCUGGAAGAGCUGCGUCUUGCAGGAAAUGACCUGACCCACGUCCCCAAAGGGGCCUUCUCCGGCCUCUUCAACCUCAAAGUGCUAAUGCUGCAGAACAACCAGCUGCGCCAGGUCCCCGGCGAGGCCCUGCAGAACCUGCGGAACCUGCAGUCGCUACAUCUCCAUAACAAUAGGAUCCGUUCCCUGGGAAAGAAAAGCUUUGAUGGGCUCCAGAGUCUGGAGACUUUGGAUUUGAAUUACAACAAUUUGGACGAGUUCCCCAUGGCGAUCAAAGCCUUGACGAGCCUGAAGGAGCUGGGCUUUCACAGCAACAACAUCAGGUCCAUCCCAGAGCAUGCCUUCAUUGGAAACCCCUCCCUGCUGACAAUAUUCUUCUACGACAACCCGAUCCAGUUUGUGGCCAAGUCUGCCUUCCAGCACCUGCCGGAGCUGCGCACACUGUCACUCAAUGGAGCCACAGAAAUCACAGAGUUUCCAGACCUGACCGGCACCAGGAGCCUACAGAGCCUGACCAUUACUGGAGCUCGCAUUACAUCACUGCCCAACGCCGUGUGCGACCAGCUGCCCAACCUGCAAGUGCUGGAUCUCUCCUACAACCUGAUCCAGCACCUCCCCAGCUUCAACGGCUGCGAAAAGAUCCAGAGGAUUGACUUGCACCACAACGAAAUCCAGGAGGUGCUGGCUGACACGUUCCAGGAGCUGACGGCUCUCCGAUCCCUUGAUCUGGCCUGGAACAAACUGAGCACCGUGGACCCUCACGCCUUCUCCAAUCUCCCCUCAUUAAUCAAACUGGACCUGACCGCCAACCUGCUGUCCUCCCUGCCGGUCACGGGCCUGCACGGGCUCACGCACCUCAAGCUGGCCGGCAACGAGGCGCUGCAGGAGCUCUUCUCGGCCGACAGCUUCCCCAAACUCAGAGUGAUGGAGAUGCCCUACGCCUUCCAGUGCUGCGCCUUUGUGUCCUGCGACAACUCCCCCGACCCCUGGGACCGCGAGGAGAACAGCAGCAAGGACGAGUACGCCAGGAAGGAAGCGGGCGUCAUGUCCGCACAAGAAGACCACGAUCUGGAGGACUUUCUGCUGGACCUCGAAGAGGACCCGAAAUCCCAUCACUCAGUUCAGUGCUCUCCAGCUCCAGGUCCGUUCCGCCCGUGUUACCACCUGUUCGGCAGCUGGCUCAUCCGCAGCGGGGUGUGGAUCAUCGUGGCGCUGUCCCUCGUCUGCAACGCCUUGGUGGCGGUCACCAUCUUCCUGUCCCCGACCUACGUAUCCCCGGCCAAGCACCUGGUCGGCCUCCUCGCCGUGGUCAACACCCUCAUGGGCCUGUCCAGUGGCAUUCUGGCCGUGGUCGACGCCCUGACGUUCGGCAGCUUCGCCAAAUACGGGGCGUGGUGGGAGAGCGGCGCCGGCUGCAAGAUCACCGGCUUCCUGUCCGUCUUCGCCUCGGAGACCUGCAUCUUCCUGCUGACCACCGCCGCCCUGGAGCGGGGCCUGUCCAUCCGCUGCUCCAAGAGGGCGGAGACCAAGUCGUCGGCGGGGAACGUCAGGGUGGCUUCCGCCCUCUGCUUCGUCCUGUCGUUGGCCAUCACGGUCCUGCCCCUCCUGCACGUGGGCGAGUACGGCAUCUCCUCCCUCUGCCUGCCCCUGCCCUUCGGCGAGCCCUCCAGCCUGGGCUUCAUGGUGGCCCUGGUGCUGCUCAACUCCCUCUGCUACUUCGUCAUGACCGUCACCUACGCCCGGCUCUACUGCGGCCUGGAGAAGGGCGAGCUGGACAACUUCUGGGACUCCGCCAUGAUCAAGCACGUGGCCUGGCUGCUCUUCGCCAACUGCGUCCUCUACUUCCCCGUGGCCUUCCUGUCCUUCUCCUCCCUGCUCAGCCUCUCCUUCAUCAGCCCGGAGGUGGUCAAGUCCGUCCUGCUGGUCAUCGUGCCCCUGCCCGCGUGCCUCAACCCCUUGCUCUACCUGCUCUUCAACCCCCACUUCAAGGAGGACCUGGGCCUGCUCCUCAAGCGGACGCAGUCCUGGAAGAGGACCCAGCGGGCCAGCCUGGUCUCCCUGAACUCGGAGGACGCCGAGAAGCAGUCGUGCGACUCCACGCAAGCCCUGGUCACGCUCACUUCCUCGGACAAGUCGGAGGGCAAGUCGCCGCGCCAGAGCGCGGAGGCGUACCGCCCGCCCGUGCCGUUUGUCCCGUGCCGUUAGGCCUGGCCGUGGAACGGGCUGCACCCCUGGAGUAAACCCUUUUCCUACAGCACCAGACUAACCACAUGUCAUUCUGCAAUACAGUUAAGAGCCCUACAUGGAAAACGCUGUACUGCCACCCAGCCCGUAGCCAGAUAAAGAAACUGACAAGUUGGAGCAUGGAAGGAGCCAGUUAGACUGUCAUCCAAAUAUAGAGGUCGAGUCCAAAUUCAGGUCUACAGGCGCCAGUUUUGCAUUUACCUCAGCAAAGUCUGUCACUGUCAAGCAACUCUGUCGAGCUCAAGAUGUCUUCUGACAUCCAUAGUGACAUGGAAUGGAAAACAGUGCUGGUCCUGAAUACUAAAUUAGUUUGGCAACUUAUGGCCACAUGCUUAACUGUGUAUAAUAAAGGUACUGGCCAAAGUUUACUCUCUCUCGAGGAGGAAGUUCUCGAUGUUCUCGUAGAGAGCUGCUUCUUGUCCUUUUUUCAUGGGGCACGUCUGUCUCCCGAGAUACGAUGCUUCGUUGAUUUCAAACACUUGAAAUCAGGCGUCCCGUGCCUACUCUGUUUGGUUAAAUUUAUUGUGAACCAGAACAGAUGUGUGUGACCAAUGAAAAUUCAUCCUUAAAAGGGCAUUGUGGCGAGACAAAACUGAGGCACAUUUUUACUAAGGAUUUGUUAAGCACCUGUCCCAAAUGGCAACGUGCCAGUAUUUCCUGUUUGGUCUUGUUCACCAUCUAUAGUUUGUCUUACACAUUCACAUUAUCUAUAUAAAAAAAAUAAUAAUAAUAAUAACUUUUUGGGGCCUGAUGAGUUCAUGCACUCACAUUAGGAUUCAGGGUAUUGCCACGUGGUAAUUUUUGUUCUACCGGUUAUCACAAUGUACCCAGCAGGAAUAUGUUGUAAAAUCCUGUUUUUGAUAGUACUUAUUUGUGUAUAUACGACACACUGAGUGCGCGCGUGUGUGUAUAGUUAUAAAACUGUGACAAUCUUGUUAUCCUACGUAGGCUAUGAGAGCAAUUUGUAAAAUUUGUCUUCUUGCUCUCGGUGUUUUAAUUUUAUGUUGUGUUUGAUUGCUUGUCGGUUAUUGUUUCCUUCUACAUUUCAUUUACCUACACGCAUUGUAUUCCCAUUCUAUUGUCUUAAACGAGACUUGGCAUUUUCCAGUGGAUUGCUGUUGGUGUGGUUUGCAUCGUGAAAUCAUCUCAUCUCAAGUUUUAAAAGUAUCCUCUCCCAUGUUUACUGAAAUUUAUUUAGCUAUUCAGAGAACUUAAAAGAGAAAUUGCGAUGAACUGUCAAACUUAUUGUUUCACUUUAGACUAUAUUUCAUAUUUUACUCUGUUUAUAGAGACCAGAUUUUGGAAAUGUUCUUUAUUACAGUCACAUGCGUUGUCUGAACUGUCAGAAACUUGUUAAUUCUGUCUUGUUAAGCCUGGGAACGGGGACAUCUUGUGUCUCCCUUUGUUCUUUGGCCAGGCGUAAGGCUUUGGGCGUUGACCUGGACAGGCCGUCAAGUGGGUCACAGGCUUCCAAGACCACUCAGAUUCCAACAACAGAACGAACUCCAUCGGGGAGCCAUUUCAGUCACUGACAUUUUUUCCCGCUUGUUUAUUUGAAUUUGUUUUGCAUUUUUUUGAACAAUUGUGUAGACAAACUAACUCUUAAUAUGAAAAAAUCAUGUUCCUGUUUCGAUGAAGCCUAGGCGAGCUUAUUUUAAGAAAAACCCAGAAACACUUCACAAGUCAUUUUCACUGCUUUCACUUUCACAUCCUCGCCCCCCAGGACUGUUAUAUCAGGACUAGAUCAUGGACUCUUCCUCAGUGUCUACAGUACCAUUUGUUUUGUCUUUUUUAAAAUCAGCUUAAUGCCAGUCUUUCUUUAAAUGGGCCAGAGGUUAAAAACCUUGUGGGCAUAUAUAUAUAUUUAUAUAUUUGUUUAUGUUGCAUAAAUGCUUCUUAAUGCCAUUUAAAAAUUCUGUUUAUGGAACACGCCAGAGCGCUCCUUCAGAAUCCCGUGGCACACGCGUGGUUCCACACCAAAUCAGCGGAUCUCCAUUGGCACUUCACAUUGGACUGCUUCUGCCAGUUAAAAUUUGCAGCGCAGCAAUAUAUCUGUUUCCUGAAUGCUCGAAUCAAGAGAGCGUUUAGCGUUCUCUAACGUUUAGUGCAUUUCCCUUGACCUUGGUUUUUUCAUUCAAGUGGGCAUCUCUGACAUCCACAUAGAAGGGACAGAUCUGUGCGCACAGAACACUGUUAACGUGCCUCUGGCAGUCCAACCAGUGGAAAUGCAGAUGAUAUUCAAAGGUGGCCUCCAGUCUCAGGUCCUGCAGAAGUGUGUGUGUAAUUAUUAACACCCGAGAUGGAUAAAAGUGAUUUGUGGUUCCGGGAAUACUCCGCAAAAAUGUUCAAUCCUGUCAAGCCGUUUAUGUCAGUAUCCCCCUGCCAGCUGAAACUCCCCUCCUCUCUGCCUGUUAAAUGUAACACACAUCUAUAAAUCACCCUGUCAAGCAAUGUUAAACUAUGAGCAAUGGUAUCUGUUACGGAAUAUAAGCUUUUCUGAUGUCAUUAUGAAUAUGUUGUUAAUGUAAAACAAAUGAACUUUUACUUACUCUUUAGACAACAAUCACAAUACCUUCAUGGCACGUUUUCACCAAAAGCUGUCUAUUUCUUGUUUUUCUUUAUAUGUAUUGACUUCAGUUUUACCGUUGUUGAACAGAUUCUUGAUUUGGAAGCAAAGCUAUUUUUGUAUGAUCUAGAGCUCUUUAAGGAUUUUUAAAAAAAGGUGUAUAAAUAUAGAGUUGUAUUUAUAUCAAAGUUAUAUGUGUAAAGAGAUGGACUGCUUUGCCCAUGCACUGCAGGUUUUAGAACACUGCCUAGCUUUUGCCUCCGUGGUAGCAAAGGUGUUCCUGUACAUUCAUAGUGGCUGUAAAUAGAAUGCAUAUUGGCUUUUUUUAUUGGAGUGCUAAAUAUAUGUAAUUUGUAAUAAACGAUUUACCAAACAAA
Molecule: messenger RNA, 5737 nt
Organism: Anguilla rostrata (American eel)
Lineage: Eukaryota; Metazoa; Chordata; Actinopteri; Anguilliformes; Anguillidae
Product: leucine-rich repeat-containing G-protein coupled receptor 5-like
Exons: 17
Coding region: 122-2755 (877 amino acids)
Biological process (GO): activation of adenylate cyclase activity; adenylate cyclase-activating G protein-coupled receptor signaling pathway; hormone-mediated signaling pathway
Cellular component (GO): plasma membrane
Molecular function (GO): protein-hormone receptor activity; G protein-coupled peptide receptor activity; protein binding
Source: RefSeq, a predicted model, not a curated record